UGUUAACUUUUUUUCCCCCAGAGGAAACAACUCAGCCGACCCACUGUGAGUUGCCUAAGGUCGAGCCCCGCCUAGUCUCUUCAGCUAUUUGUCUUUGACGUCGCAUCUUAGUAUAAAAAGCACUCGACACCCUUUCAUUCAAGGCAAGACAUUUACUGCGGAUAUAUCUGUCUUUUACCCAAAAACGUAUUUUCAAAUGGGCCCCGUCGACUAGCGUUUACUCUCCUACGCCUCGCCUAUUGAGUUGGGUGCUGUUAAACGGCUGGGUAACAAAAAGGGUUUCUAACACAUGACUCAACAAGUUCCGUAAGAAUGGCAGCGAUCAAUGCAGGCGGUUCUCUUGUGGCAACCCAUGACUACUACCGAAGGCGCAUCGGCUCCACUUCCAGCAGCAGCUCCUGUGGCAGUUCAGAGUACAGUGGGGAGGUCAUUCCACACCAUCCAGGUCUGCCAAAACAAGACUCGGGCCACUGGUGGUCCAGCUUGUUCUUUGGGAAGCAGAACCAGCCAGGAAUGACCACUCUGACUGAGGAGGCCCAGCAGAAGACGGUGGCCAUGACUUUGACCAACGGCCAGGUGACCUGCAUUGCCAGGGAGAUGGUGCUGAAGAGGCAGGUUAGCGACGCCGCGAGGUCCGAGCUGGCGAGUCCAACCCCCUCCUGAGGCAAGAAGGGAACAACGCUAGGAGACGGAGUCUGCUUCCCACGUCCCCUAAACCCUUUGAUUUUCUUCCAUCCUCCACACUACAUAGAAAGUAUGAAGCAAUGUAUAUCAGGCAUACAAUGUAGUAUGCUAGUGUAGGUAUUGGAACAGACCCCCUUCCCUUUAACCCUAAACUAUGAAUGCAUCCUAGUCCCUAUUUAGUGCACUACUUUUGACCAAGACCCAUUGGGUUAUGGUCAAAAGUAGUUCAUUAUAUCGGGUGCUGUUUAGGAUGUAGAAAUGUUCCCAACAUCCACGUUAGCAAACUACAUAGAAUGAAUGUCUGUCACUUUGCUUCACGCUAAGCAUUAUGGGUAUUGGAACAAUUAUUUGUUUGUCUUAGUAGGACAGGCUGCCAAUGAAUUAUUAUAAUUUUUUUUUUUGUAUCCUGUUUUUUAUAUCUAUAAAUAAAAUGAGAACAAACUA
Molecule: messenger RNA, 1128 nt
Organism: Salmo salar (Atlantic salmon)
Lineage: Eukaryota; Metazoa; Chordata; Actinopteri; Salmoniformes; Salmonidae
Product: pancreatic progenitor cell differentiation and proliferation factor B
Biological process (GO): multicellular organism development; cell differentiation
Source: RefSeq, a predicted model, not a curated record